UGCUUGGCAGCCUGGUGUCUGCUUCUAAACUUCCUCCUUCGAGGCCUGGCUUAGGGAGAAACAGAAUUAAUUUCUUCCCUGUUUGUUUGUCCUCCAUAGCACUUCAUAUACAUACACACCUUCACGGCAACAGCACUUACCACAUCUGUGUCAUCAGAGGUGGCCUCAGUAACAUGCUGUUCCAGUGCUCCUUACCUGACACCGUGGCCACCAUUGGUGACGAGCCUCGGAAAGUGCUCCUGCGGCUGUACGGGGCGAUUUUAAAGAUGGUAUUUUUGAUAAAGCUGUGGAAUGGAAAGAGGUCCUGUAAUAAAGAGGGAUCCGAACAAGCUCAGAAAGAAAAUGAAUUUCAAGGGGCCGAGGCCAUGGUUCUGGAGAGCGUUAUGUUUGCCAUUCUCGCAGAGAGGUCGCUGGGACCCAAGCUCUACGGCAUCUUCCCCCAAGGCCGCCUGGAACAGUUUAUCCCGAGCCGGCGAUUAGACACUGAAGAAUUAAGUUUGCCAGAUAUUUCUGCAGAAAUAGCUGAGAAAAUGGCCACAUUUCAUGGUAUGAAAAUGCCAUUCAAUAAGGAACCAAAAUGGCUUUUUGGAACAAUGGAAAAGUAUCUGAAUCAAGUCCUGAGGGUCAAGUUUGCCGGGGAGCCCAGAGUGAAGCAGCUCCACAGACUCCUCCGCCACAACCUGCCUUUGGAACUGGAGAACCUGAGGUCGCUGCUGGAAUCCACCCCUUCUCCAGUUGUGUUUUGUCAUAACGACUGUCAGGAAGGUAACAUCUUAAUGCUGGAAGGCAGAGAGAAUUCUGAAAAGCAGAAACUGAUGCUCAUCGACUUCGAAUACAGCAGUUAUAAUUACAGGGGAUUUGACAUUGGGAAUCAUUUCUGUGAGUGGAUGUAUGACUAUAACUAUGAAAAGUACCCUUUCUUCAGAGCCAACAUCCUGAAGUACCCCACCAAGAAACAGCAGCUCCACUUUAUUUCCAAUUACUUGGCCGCAUUCCAAAAUGAAUUUGAAAACCUCAGUAAUGAAGAGAAGUGCAUUAUAGAAGAAGAGAUGUUGCUUGAAGUCAAUAGGUUUGCCCUUGCGUCCCAUUUCUUCUGGGGACUUUGGUCCAUCGUACAGGCCAAGAUUUCUUCCAUUGAAUUUGGGUACAUGGACUAUGCCCAGGCAAGGUUCGAUGCCUAUUUCGACCAGAAGAGGAAGCUUGGGGUGUGAGUGUGGGAGGCGCCAGCGGCUCCAUCCCUGGACCGUGCAGGGGCGGCCGAGCCAGAGGGGGCCCUCGGUGCUCCGACUGCCGUACCUGCGGCACGAAGGCUCGGAUGUCUCGCUGCCCAA
Herpailurus yagouaroundi (jaguarundi) is the source of this 1331-nucleotide messenger RNA. RefSeq names its product choline kinase alpha (gene CHKA). Bases 174 to 1211 code for a protein of 345 amino acids. The transcript has 14 exons. Lineage: Eukaryota; Metazoa; Chordata; Mammalia; Carnivora; Felidae. The record is from RefSeq and is a predicted model, not a curated record. Gene Ontology annotation, molecular function: ethanolamine kinase activity; choline kinase activity. Gene Ontology annotation, biological process: phosphatidylethanolamine biosynthetic process; CDP-choline pathway. Gene Ontology annotation, cellular component: cytoplasm.